Solanum tuberosum (potato) is the source of this 3077-nucleotide messenger RNA. RefSeq lists its product as uncharacterized. Bases 1137 to 2732 code for a protein of 531 amino acids. The transcript has 10 exons. The record is from RefSeq and is a predicted model, not a curated record. NCBI's taxonomy places the organism in Eukaryota, Viridiplantae, Streptophyta, Magnoliopsida, Solanales, Solanaceae.
GUGGAUGGUCUGAAACUGAUGAUGUUGCUGAAAAAUCCGUUGAUUCCAAGGGGGAGAAGCAGUCGUUUGCAGAAUGCAUCAACAACAUACACACUAUAAUUCCACAAAGUGGAGUCUCGGGAGGUCGGAAAAAGAAUCAAUGACAGUGAAGGAGCCAUGGAAAAAUACUAUAAGCAUUCUGGACAGUAACUAUACAAAUUAAUAUGAUAUUCAAAGUAUAAGAAACAACAAAGUGUAACAUAAAUCCAAGUGCAAGAAACUGCAGACUGCAUCCAUCAAUCAAUUGACUAUUUCUCAAUAUCUAAUUAGUUGGAGUCAGUUAUAUCAAUCGUGUAUCCUUUAGAGGAUUAUUUAUUAUGGUUAAGACUAUUUUAUAGCCAUCAACCUACCACAAUCUCUUCCUUUAUCUGGGCUGUGGACAUUUAUGCUUUAUGAAGCUCACAUAGACGACCGAUUUAACUGCAUAAUGCAUAUUAAUCUUUGGAGUGAUUAAAUAAAAAAUAAAAAAAAUCUUUGGAGUGAUAGAUUCUUCUUUGUUCUCUUAUGGACAAAUAACACUUUCAGCACAUCUUUUUUCUAGGUAUUGUGGUAGCAGGAGCAGCUGGUGUUAUCCUUGUGACUGCGCUUACUUUUGCUGCCUUGUGUAUUGGCAAGCGGAACUCAACAAGUGAGUUUAUCUGUCACCUUCUCUGGGGACCGAGAGCCACUCAUUUCAAGGGGAGCACAUUUAUUGGAACAAUGAUGAGAUAAAGAAUCUAGCAAACACAUUUCAUUAGUAUGUGGUUAAGAAUUACUCCUUUCGUAUCAACAAAUGGUCUUUGAAAGAGCCUCUGUAAGACAUGUCUAACAGGUUUUCCUAAUAGUUGGAUCCAUUAGAGAUGAAACUGAGUCAACAUCUGCUUUCAUUUUGGGAAGUUUUAUUUUGCAAUAAUCAUCACAUAUGAGGAGGGUUUAAGUAGUCAUAAAAAGGCUACUAACCAUUGCAGUUGAGCAACUUCAGUUCAGAUAUCUGUGGUUCCUUGUUAUAGCAGUUUGGUUGUGUAACUAUGCCACCUUUGUUUGUUAAUUUGAACAGCAGACAAUAACAAUGCAUGUCCUUAGUACUUUUUCUUGAAAGCUGCUAGCUAGUUUGAUUCAUGACUUUCAAGUGCAUGUACACAGGAGUGAAACAUCAGAGGGAACCUUUAACAGCGCUACAAGAAAUGCCAAUGGCUUCUGAUAAUCACGACGACACAGUUGAAGAUGGGAAAUUUUUAGAGAACAGUCGAAUGGAAAAAGUUCUGCAGGCACUUCCUAGGAAGGUUCUGGUACCUGCCGCUGUUGAUCAAGUCCAAGGUCAGGCACUAGCAGCAUUACAAGUUUUAAAGGUUAUUGAGGCUGAUGUCCAACCUGGAGACCUUUGUACUCGACGUGAAUAUGCUCGCUGGUUGGUGAGUGCUAGUAGCGUUCUAUCAAGAACCAAUGCCUCAAAGGUUUACCCUGCAAUGUACAUUGAGAAUGUUACUGAACUUGCCUUCGAUGAUAUUACGCUUGAUGAUCCAGACUUCCCUUCCAUACAAGGCUUGGCUGAAGCAGGUCUAAUUUCGAGCAAGCUCUCAAGACAUGACAAGAAGUCAUCUUCAUAUCCUGACCAAAGUCCCUUCUUCUUCACUCCCGAAAGUCCUUUAUCACGUCAGGAUCUUGUCAGUUGGAAGAUGGCCCUAGAGAAAAGACAGCUUCCAGUAGUUGACCAGAAGUCCCUGCAGAAGGUCUCUGGAUGGAUAGAUACUGACAAGAUUCAUCCAGAUGCAUGGCCAGCACUGGUAGCUGACUUGUCAUCAGGUGAAAGGGGAAUAAUAGCCCUUGCAUUUGGAUAUACAAGACUCUUCCAGCCAUAUAAACCUGUGACAAAAGGUCAAGCCGUUAUUGCCCUAGCAACUGGUGAAGCUUCUGACACCAUUGUUGAGGUACUUUCGCGCAUUGAGGCUGAGUCAAUUGCUGAAAAAGCUGUUGCAUCAUAUAAUUCUCUGGCAGCUCAAGUUGAGAAAGAUGUGAAUGCAAGUUUUGAGAAGGAAUUCAUAUUGGAAAAGAAAAGGGUUGAUACAAUAAAGAAGUUGGCUGAGGAAGCAAGGCAAGAGUUGGAAAGCUUGAGAGCUGAGCGGAAAGCAGAGCAUCUUGUAGUUAUGAAGGAACGAGCUGCUGUUGAUUCGGAACUGGAAGUUCUUUCCAGGUUCAGACAUGAGGUAGAGGAACAAUUGCAGAGCCUUAAGAGUGACAAAAUAGAUAUCUCAUAUGAAAAGGAAAGGCUUGGCAAGUUACAUAGAGAUGCAGAAAUUGAAAACCAAGAGAUUGCACGGUUACAAUAUGAGCUUGAGGUUGAAAGGAAAGCAUUAUCCAUAGCUAGAGCUUGGGCUGAAGGUGAGGCUAAAAGAGCUAGAGAGCGAGCAAAAACACUGGAGGCGGCUAAAAACCGUUGGGAGAGACAAGGCAUCAACAAAGUGAUAGUUGACAAUGACAUACAAGAAGAUUUGAAUAUUGAUGUUACAUGGCUCAGUGCAGGAAAUCAGUCAGUUGAAGAGAGUCUGAAUAGAACUGAAAGUUUGAUGGACAAGCUCAAGGAAAUGGCUGAUACUGUAAGAGCGAAGUCAAAAGAGACAAUUCAUAAAAUAAUGGAAAAGAUACUCUUUGUGAUAUCUGUGUUGAAGGAAUGGGCACAGAAAAGCAGACACACAAAUGGCAGAGCUAAAGGAUAACGUCCUCGAAGAUGGGUGGCUCCGUCAACAAGCAAUGCAACAUAGAGCAGUUGAUAUUGGCUCAGGUUUCACGGAUGGAAAGAAACAAUUUUGCUGGAGAUUGCAAGAAAGGAGUAUCACAUAUAUUCAAGACGUGACUGAACUCAAUAUUGCAUAUUCUUGUAUCAGUCUUGUACUAACCAAAAUAAUCAUAUCCAUAUACUAGGGAAAUUUACCCUCUAUAAACUGAAGUGAUGUUAUGUGCUUCACUCGUUGUUCUCUGGAGACAACCAUAUUUGGAACACAAUGGUGCUUUAGUUUCCUGAAACUUACAGAUGAAAUAAUUCAUCUUUCAGCCAAAGUUUA